GAAGUAGGUCUAAUUUUGAGGGCGGAGAAUAGAGCGCACAUCCACGCGACACAUACAGUUAGAAGAGGGCGGAGAAGUCCAUCUUUUGAGCGACCUAAUAUGAGUGAUUUGAGGAUUGUUUUGCUGGGGAAGAAUCCAACAGAAAACAGCAGAGUGGGAAACUUCAUCUUAGGAAGAGCAGCGUUUAAAAGUGAAGUACCACCAUCAGAUGCAAAACUGCACAUUAAGAAAGAAAGAGGAAACCUUGAGGACAGAGAUGUUACAGUCGUCAAUGCUCCUUAUCUGCUGCAAACAAAUCUGUCAUGCUCUGUCAUCACACAUGGAGUGAAAGAGUGUGUGAAUCUGUCUGCUCCUGGACCUCAUUUGAUCGUACUUGUACUGCAGCAGACCGACUUCAGCAAGACGAGCAACAAAACAGUGAAAUAUGUGCUGAAUGAAUUCAGUGAGGAGGCUCUUAAACACACUAUAGUGUUCACUAAUGAGGAAGAGAUACACAAUAACCGUAUUCAUCAGUUAAUAAUGAAGUGUGGAGGUGGACAUCUUCAGUUUGAUGAACAAAAGUCAGGAUGGCAUUCUGAGAUACUUGAAAGCGUGGAGAAGAUACUCAAGAAAGAAGGGGUUAAGUUUCUUAUUUGUGACUUGUAUGAGGAAGCAGAAGGAAUAUCAGAGGAUGAAGAGCAGAGCAGAUCUGGAGGUUCAGUCACAGCAGAAGAGGGAGAUUUUGAUCACAAAGAUGAUGGAGCAAUCAACAAGUGCAACAAAGAGAAAAAGGAAGUUGCUCUCCAAAGGAAUACCUUAUUGGCAGAGGAUGUCAACAUGUUAUCAAAGCUGAAUGUGGUUCUGUGUGGGAGUGACAGAACAUUAAAAUCCUUCAUAUCAAACCUCAUCCUGAACCAGAGAGACAACAGAUCGGAGCUCAGAGAGUGUGUGAAGAUGGAGGGGGAAGCUGAUGGACGUCUGAUCACUCUGGUGGAGCUUCCAGCUCUUACUCAGCUCUCAGAAAAGGAAGUGAUGCGUCAGACUCUGCGCUGUGUGUCUCUCUGUGAUCCUGGAGUUCAUGUGUUCCUCUUCAUUGUUUCUGAUGGUCCGCUUACUGAUGAAGACAAAACAGAAACAGAGGAGAUCCAGAAAAUAUUCAGCUCAAACAUCAACAACCACAUCAUGGUGGUUAUAAUCCAGAAGUCAAAGCACAAGACAGAGGAACUAAAUGAAGAAAUUAAGUCUGUCAUUGAGCGUUUUGGGGGAAGGCAUCAUUUCCUUGCGCCAAACACACACGCUUCCAUGUUGGUGACUAAUCUGGAGCAGAUGGUGGAAGAAAAUAGAAGAAUUUGUUUCUCCACAGAAACAUUUUUGGAUGCACAAAUAAAGAAAAAUGAAGAAAUGAGGAAGAAAGUAAUCUCAUUAGAGACACAGACCCAGCAAAAAGAUUCAGUAGAGGCUUCAGAUGACCUGAGGAUUGUCCUGCUGGGAAAAACUGGAGUUGGAAAGAGUGCAACUGGAAACACCAUUUUAGGACAAAAAUUAUUUAAAGCAGAUGUGUCACAAGAGUCAGUUACUAAAGAGUGUCAGAGAAAAACAGCUGAAAUCGAUGGCAGACAAAUUACUGUAAUUGACACUCCAGGACUGUUUGAUACUAAGUUCAGUCGAGAAGAGAUUCAGAGAGAAAUCACUGAGUGCAUCUCAAUGAUUCUGCCAGGACCACAUGUGUUUCUGUUACUGAUACCAGUGGGACGUUUCACUCAGGAGGAGGAAAACACUGUGAAGAUCAUUCAAGAGACUUUUGGUAAAAACUCAUUAAUGUUCACCAUGGUGCUCUUCACCAGAGGAGAUGAUCUGAAGAAGACCAUUGAAGAGUAUCUGGGAAAACCUGAUUCUGCUUUGAUGAAGCUCAUUGAACAGUGUGGAAACAGAUACCAUGUGUUUAAUAAUAACAAAACUGGAGACUGUGUGCAGGUGUCUGAACUACUGAAGAAAAUCAGUGACAUGGUGGAAGAAAAUGGAGGGAGUUACUACACAUGUAAGAUGUUCAGACAGAUGGAAAGAGAAAAACAAGAAGCACAAAUGAAGACGAUAAUGGAUGAAGUGGAGAAACUGAACCAAAAGAGAGAAGAACUCCUGGCCAAACAUGAAGAAGAGAAAGAGAGAAUGAAGAAGAUGUUGGAGGAAGAAAGACAGAUUCAUGAUGUAGAGAGGAAGAGAAGAGAAGAGGAAUUAAGAAAGAAAGAAGAACAAUACAAAAUAGACAUGAAAAAUGAACAAGAGAAAUGGGAGAAAAAGAUAGAAGAGGAAAAACAGAGAACAGAAGAAUUUGAGAAAAGGAGGGAGAAAGAACAACAAACGUGGAAUGAAAAUUACCAGAAACUUAAAGAAGAAAAAGAUGAAAUCAAAAGAGAAAAAGAAGAUAUUCAGACCAAACAUGAAGUAGAAAUAAAAGAGAUGAAGUUAGAACAACAGAAACAAGGUGAACUAAUGAGACUAAAAUCAGCAGACUAUGAAGAAGACAGAAGAACAGACAUGGAGAACAUAAAAAUGUGCUGCUCCCAAACAGCCUCUUCUCUACAGAAAGAUGAAACUAGUCAAAUCCAAAAGGUUGGACCAAAAACCAAUGAACAGCUCGAAGGACUCUAUGAUAGACUAGAUCUGACAAAAAGACGGCAAGGUAAAAUGCAAACAGCCGGCAUUCUGGAAAUCACUAGGUCAUCAUUUCAGUCUCAGGAACCACAUGAAGAGCAUGAACUUGUAAACUCAUUUCUACAAAAGUUAAUGAACAUGGACUACAGAGCAAGAUACACUGUCAUAAAACACACAAAGAAAGAGGGUAAAGAAGACAGUGCAAAUUACAGCCCUGAUAUUCACCCAAUGGAUGUUCAGAUGGCUGUGUUUCAUUGUGCUGAUGGUUUCCUGAAGCAGCUGAUGGUGACUAAACUCUCACAGUGUCAGUAUGCGCUGCCUCUGCUUGUUCCUGAUCUAUUCACACAACAGAUUGAGUUUCCUCUCUGGACAUUUAGACAAAUCAACAAGAGCUGGAAGAUGAAGAACAGCAACAAUGAGAUCAUCAGUCAAACCCAGCCGGUCUACAAGGCUGAGACUUCAAUGGUGGCUUUCUUCAGGUUUGGCUCUGUGUCUUCAUCUAAAUCUCAGCUGAUGAACAGCCUCAUCAAUGAGAAACACCACACGUUCUUCCACAGGAACUGCCCAGGCAGCAGCAGAACCAGGUUACUGAUGGAUGGAGUGGUGGAGAUCGCCUGGUACUGUCCUUCUGGGAAAAAUACAGACACAUUUGAUGACUGUGUUGCUUUCUGUAAUCUUCAUGGUGAUGCAGGAGACAAUGAGAAACAAUAUGAGAUUCUGACCAGUAUGGCUUCAGUAAACGUCCUCUUCUUACCAGAUUUCGGACAGAAGAACCACUACAAAGGUUUGGUGAGAUCACUCUUCAGAUCUCCUCAGCCUCUCAUUUGUCUGCUCACCGAUAAUGACUGUGAUAAAACUGAACUGGGGAAUGAAAAAAUCAUAGUUGGUCUUUUGGACAAAAACCAAUCUGAUAUAUCUAAUCAGAUUAGGGAGACUAUCAGGGAGAGUUUGACCAAGCAAAAAAAGACCUUCAAACUUGAAGAUGUGGCCGAACGCACAGGAAUCAGAGUAGAUGAGGGGGAUCCAGAGUGCCAGAGAGGAAAACAAGCAGCAGAUCAGAUCAUGGGUUUACUGAGAGGAAAAGAUCCAUCAACAGUGAAAGAAACAAUCCUGCCCUGUCAGGGGAAACUGUGGCAUGUCUGGUGUGAAAUGAACAAAGAGCUACAUCAUCUACAAGGAGAAAAUUUAGAGGAAGAUAAAAGCACCAAACAGAUGAUUAUGAGAGAGAUAAGAGAAAAACAAGUAAAAAAGGGAUUGGGUGAGUUUAUGAGGAAAUAUAUUGAUAUAAUGAAAUCACAGGGAGACAAUGAAAAAAACUAUUUCCUCAGAUGGAUGAUGAACCUGUUGAAUGACUUCACUUCAGAAAAGCUCUGUGGACUUCAUAAGGAGUAUCACAAGAAAUGGCAUCAUCAUUUAUCAUUGAAAAAGAUGCCUGACAAACUAGAUCAACUACAGAUUGAACAAACAAACCUGGAAAACAUAUCAGAGCAAAUUAAUAGGACAAGUUUUGGCUUGGAGCACAUCCUGAGAGAGUUUGGUCAGAUCUAUGAAUCAUGGUCAUCUGUGAAGAAGAACAAGGAAGGUUUGCAGUUUGACUUCUGUUCUCUCCCGAGUCUUGCAGCAGAGAUGAUGAUCUCUGGAUUUCCGAUGGAGCUGAUGGAUGGAGAUGCUGCUCAUAUUCCUCUCACCUGGGUCACUGCUGUUCUAGAAGAACUUGUUAAGAAACUGGGAGACCAGAAACUCUUUGUGCUGUCAAUAUUAGGGAUUCAGAGCUCUGGGAAAUCCACCAUGCUGAAUGCCAUGUUUGGACUCCAGUUUGCGGUCAGUGCUGGCAGGUGCACCAGAGGAGCUUUCAUGCAGCUGAUCAAAGUGUCUGAGGAGAUGGAGUUUGACUACAUUCUGGUUGUUGACACUGAGGGACUUCGUGCACCAGAACUGGCUGGAAGGUCAUCAACACAUCGUGACAAUGAAAUGGCCACAUUUGUUGUUGGUCUUGGAAACAUGACCCUGAUCAAUAUAUUUGGAGAAAACCCAUCUGAGAUGCAGGACAUUCUUCAGAUUGUUGUCCAGGCUUUCCUGCGGAUGAAGAAGGUUAGACUGAAUCCAAGCUGCAUGUUUGUGCAUCAAAAUGUCUCAGAUCUCACAGCUGGAGAGAAAAACAUGGAGGGAAGGAGACGACUGCAAGAGAAACUGGACAAUGUGACAGAACUUGCUGCUAAAGAAGAAGUCUGUGAUGCAGAAGGUUUCAGUGAUGUGAUUGCAUUUGAUGUCCAGACUGAUGUGAAGUAUUUUGCUCAGCUCUGGGAGGGCAGCCCACCCAUGGCUCCACCAAACCCAAACUACUGCGAGAACAUUCUAGAACUAAAGCAAACUAUUCUAACACAUGCUUCAAAAUCAGACGGCAUAAUGCUGACACAUCUAAGACACCGUAUUCAUGAUCUCUGGGAGGCUUUGCUUAAUGAACAGUUUGUGUUCAGCUUCAAAAAUUCUCUGGAAAUCAUGACAUACAAGAAACUAGAGACAGAAUACAGAAAGUGGACCUGGAGCCUUCGGAGUGCCAUGCUGGAAAUCGAAAACAAACUUCACAACAAAAUAGAAAAUGAAGAAAUUCAUAAUGCUGAGCAAAUUGACCUUCAAAGAGAACUAAAAGCAAAAAGUGAAGAAGUGAAAAAGACAAUGUCUGGUUUCUUUGAGAAAGACAGAGAUGCAGGUAUACUGAAGCAGUGGAAAGCUUCAUUUGAAAUCAAAAUCAAAGAUGUUCAAGAAAACAUUGUGAGGGAAACUAAGAGGAAAUUAAAUGGAGUUCUUCAGCAGCGUCACAUGAAGAAAAAGAUGGAGGCUGAGAGGACACAUCAUGAAAACACUCUCUUUGAAAACAGCAAAGAACUUGCCCUAAAAUUGAAAGGAAAAGCAAAUGAUGAAAAUGUCAUGAAAACACAGUUUGAUUCCUUAUGGAGACAACAGACGGCUGCGAUCAUCAGAGACACUCCUUUAGUCAAAAAUAUUGACAUAUUAAGAGAUGUGAAGAAGCUACUUAAUGAGACCUAUGAAAGUCUCCCCUUAGACCAUAUGGAAGACAGCAGUAACUACAAAGAUAUGAUCUGUUUGCCAAGCUAUUCAGAAUAUGUACAGUUGAAGAAAUCCAGUGGAAUUAUGGGAUCUAUCAAAAAUAUCUGCAAAAGAACUAAAAAGAUGUUCGGUUCUUUUUUAUCUAAAGAGGAUGAAGUCCAGAUAAGAGACUUAAUCACAGACAUCACUGAGCAGACAAAUAAAAUGAUUCAGUCAUUUAACAUUGCAAAGAUGGGCUACAACAAUAGCUACAUUCAUCAACUCAUGGAUUGCAUAAAGGCAAGAUUAACACAGGAUGAAGAUGGGCCAAAAGUGAAAUAUGUGUUCAAGAGUGAAUUCUUCGUGGAUCUGGUAUUUUGCAUAUUCCAUAAAACAAAAAAGACAUUCACAGAUCAAUACAAAAUGUUCAGGGAAACCAAUGAUCCUGAUGUCUAUUUUAAUAGAAAGCAUGAAGAGUACUACAGCAUUUUCCAGAAAUACUGUCAAGGAGCAACAUCAACUGCUAUUUUUGGUGAAUUUGUUUGUAAUAAACUCAAAGAGCCCAUUCAGCAGAAUGUCUACAAAAAAACUGCCAGAGAUUUAGCAGAUGAAAUGAGGACCAACUGUGAAUCUCUAAAUGGGAACCGAUCAAACCUGGAGAAACACAUCCUGAAAACACUGGCAGAAAAACAGGACUUCAAAGCAUACAUGACAUACAUUAAAAAUCCCAAAGAACACUUCAAGAAUUUCAUCAGAGGUGAAGUCAGUCAGUACAUCACUGAACGAUUUGAAGAUAGUGUUAAACUCAAGAUGCAAAACAGCAUUAAACUCCUGGAGCAACAGAUCACAGAGGCAGCACAAGAAUCCAGCAAACAAAUUAACGCUAAUUCAUGGUUGCAUCAUUUCACACAACAGCUCUCUGAUGUGCUGAUAUUCUCUGUGAAAGACCUCACUGGAGUGAAUCAGGAUGAUGUUGAAGUCAGCUUCCUAGAAGAUGUGAUAAAGAAAGAACUUCCUUCAAUAAUAUCUGAAAUAAUCAGAAAAUUCAGCACAGAAACUUUUCCAGAUAAACUGGAACACAAAUACAGACCAGAUGAGAUUCUGAUUGAUCACCUCUGUGAUUGCUGUUGGGUUCAGUGUCCUUUCUGUGCAGCUAUCUGCACAAACACAAUAGACAACCAUCCUGGAGAUCACAGUGUGCCUUUUCAUCGUAAUAAUGGACUGAAUGGGUGGUUUUACAGAGGAACAACAAACCUAGCUAUCAACAUCUGCACAUCAGCAGUAGCCAGCGAUCGAUCUUUUUAUCCAAAUAGUUCAGAUGAUGUCAAAGUUCCCUGGAAGGAAUACAGAAAAGGAGGUCCUAAAUAUGCUUCAUGGAGCAUCACCCCAGAUCUCUCUGAGCUGCCGUACUGGAAGUGGUUUGUGUGCAGAUUCCAAACAGAUCUGGAAAAUCACUAUAAAAAAAACUAUCAGGGGCAUGGCAAGAUCCCAGAUGAAUGGAGAAAAUACUCUCAAGAGGAAGCUACUGAGAGUCUGAAUAAAUACAUUUAGGAAACAAUUUUCAAAGACUCUGAUACAAAGACAGUUGAAAUAAAUACCUAUUUCACAGACUCUGUUCAGAGACAUGUCGCUAUGAGAAAUGCAAUUUACUAUUAUGUCCAGAAGCAUGCAAAGUUGAAUAUUGCACUUCAAGAUUCACGAAUAAGCCCACCUUUUGAAGCAGACUUGGUUUUGAGCUUAGAAGAAAACAUUCAUACUAAAUAAACCAAACUCUGACAAGAACUAGACUUAUGUCUGCACCAAAAGCUCUAGUGUGAAAGCACAUGUUGUAAGAAAUGCUUUUUGCCUGGUUGAAAUUUAAACAAUGAUCUGCUUGCCUAUAUUUAAUCAGUUCAAAAUAAUACUCCAUGUUGGACAUAAUAUACCAUAUAAACAAAUUUGCUUGGUUUGGAAAGACAAGACUUACUUUAGUAAUAUAGCCUAAAAUAUAAACAAAUGGGUAAAAAUGAUCAUGAUGUAUGCUGUAUGCAUGACUUUGUUUCCAAUUAAUUUGUUAAUUUGGGUGUUUAUUGUCAUCUGUGUUUCAUUCAUAGGUCCUGUAUGAUGAACAGUGACAAAUAUUGAUUAUGUUUAGAUAAGCUUGCAUUUUUGCAUCUAAAACACAAAGUACAGCGACAGCAGAGAUGUUAUAUAGAGAGAACACUAAAUAUGGCCUAAUGUGUAUCCACAAUAAACAUCUCAUCAUUGAAAAUAUUUUUGCAUGUUUUAAUAAAAUAUAUAAUAAGGUUGAAUAAAGUGAUGAGUGCAUUUUUAGCACGCAUUGUUUGUUAUUAAAACUUAGAUAUUGAAAAAAAUAAUAAUAAUCUGUCAUUUAUUUUCAAUUCAGUUGUUAAAAAACUUUCAACAUAAAAUAUAUUUUUUGUGAUCAACUUUUUUUUUCUUUUUUUUUAAAUCAACAAAACAACAUCCACACAAACAAACAACAGGGAGGGGGGAACCAUAACAAUUUAAAUUUCCACAAGAAUCCACGAGUCCACAGACCGACAACAAUUGGACAUUACCAAAACAUGUGGAGAAAAGAAAAAGUUAUAGGUCGAUUGCAGUUUCAGUUUAAACCUCUUGUAAGGAGUUAUGUAUGCUCUAUGGAUGACUUUGAAGUGAAUAAGACGAUGAGCCAAGUUUUUAGAAGUUAAGAUUAGAUUAGACCACACCCUCUCCCAGUCGACCAAUAAAUCAAAAUCUGUUAAUUCACGAUUCCAGAUAGAUUUAAUAGAAAGAGACUUUGCAGUGUGACCAUUAAGUUUACUAUAUAUUAAAGAAACAGAUGGCCGACCAGAGGGUGGUGCGAUCCAAUCCCAUAUUGGAUGAGAGGAAAUAGGGGAUGCCCAGGGAACUCCAUAGGCCUUGAGAGCAGAACGUAACUGAAAAAAGACAAUAUAUGAUGAUGCUGGUAAACAAAACUUAGUUCUUAGUUCUAGAAGUGAGCAGAGUCCCUGGUUAUCAUAUAAGUCACCGCAUGUGUUUCUGGCCAAUGUAGACCAAGAGGGCUGGACAAAUGGCCGAUUUCAACAUAACAAAUUAAAGUUGUGCCAUAAGGGUGUGUUGUUACAAAAUUUGAAAGGUCCUCCCAUCAGACGUUCCACCCUUUUUAAGUCAAGUCAAGUCAAGUCAUCUUUAUUUAUAUAGCGCUUUUACAAUACAGAUUGUGUCAAAGCACUUAACAGUAUCAAAUUGGAGGAUAGAGUGUCAGUAAUGUAUAAUGAUAAGAUUAAACACUCAAUUUUCAAUUUUCAGUUAAAGGCAUUUCAUUAUUGAAUUCAGAGAUGUCAUUGUCUAGCUCAGUUUAGUUUAAAUAGUAUCUGUGCAAUCAAAUCGGCGAUAAUCGCUAGAAAUUAAGUGUCCCCAACUGAGCAAGCCAGAGGCGACAGCAGCAAGGAACCAAAACUCCCUCUGAGACAGAAUGGAGAAAAAAAAAAACCUUGGGAGAAACCAGGCUCAGUCGGGGGGCCAGUUCUCCUCUGACCAGACGAAACCCGCAGUUCAAAAGUUUAUAUUUCUAUUUUAAUUUUGUUGCAAUUUCUAACAAUAGUAGUAUUAUGUAGUUAGGUAUUUUAUUAUAUUUUAGUUAUUUUGUUAUUUUUGGUUGAUAUAUCUGGGGAUAUAUCUCUGGGGGUCAUCUGGGUGUCCUGGUCUCCGCUGACGAUCAGGGCUGUAGACAUCAUCUCUUGGUGCUGAUCCACCAUCUGAUCGGAUACGGACUGAGAAACAGACUAGGAAAGAAACAGACAAAUAUUAGCGUAGAUGCCAUUCAACUUACGAUGUAACGAGUACAUCGUGUGUUAUGGGGAGUGUUCCUGGUUCCGGUUGAUCUAAUUAAUGCAGCCUAACAAUCCUUUAACGGAUUUGAAUAAUAGAAGCAUAUUAGUGUGUUAUGUGUAAGCCAGGCUAAAGAGAUGGGUCUUUAAACUAGAUUUAAACUGACAGAGUGUGUCUGCCUCCCGAACAGUGUUAGGUAGACUGUUCCAGAGUUUGGGUGCUAAAUAGGAAUAGGAUCUGCCGCCCGCAGUCGAUUUAGAUAUUCUAGGUAUUAUCAAACGGCUGGAGUUUUGAGAAUGCAGCGGACGUGGAGGACUAUAAUGCGAUAAGAGCUCGCUCAAGUACUGAGGAGCUAAACCAUUCAGGGCUUUAUAAGUAAUUAACAAGAUUUUAAAAUCUAUCCGAUGCUUGAUAGGGAGCCAGUGCAGUGUUGA
Messenger RNA from Onychostoma macrolepis, 9929 nucleotides. Its product is annotated as interferon-induced very large GTPase 1-like. The transcript is spliced from 6 exons. Gene Ontology annotation, molecular function: GTP binding. The record is from RefSeq and is a predicted model, not a curated record. NCBI's taxonomy places the organism in Eukaryota, Metazoa, Chordata, Actinopteri, Cypriniformes, Cyprinidae. Bases 100 to 7230 code for a protein of 2376 amino acids.